AGACGCGCCGCUUGAGGAGGAACUGUCAUGGCUGCGCCUAUGUGUAGUCACGGGGUUCUGUUCGAAGGACAGUCCACAGCAUGUGCUCUUUUUUAGAAAGACGGCAACUUGCGUUGCAUCUUGGGUAUUUGAAAGUGUGCCAAUAGAUAGCAGAAUGAAUAGCAAAGCACGUUCCUUGUUAUGGACCAUCCGACGAUUCAGUACGUUACUUCCAAGAAGCAGAGCUUUGAGGAUAGAUCCAUUGGGAACUUGCAGACCAGAGGUUAUUCAUUCAAAAUGGAACCCAAGAAACCAUCGGCUAAAUGUUUUUGAUGAGGGAUUGCAACCAUCUGUUAGAUACCUCUUUCAGGAUAUAUUUAUUUCUAAAUCAGUAGAUGGUUGUAUUCAAACUAAAGGCAUAAGCCAUUCAGCCGUUUUUAAACCUGAUAGGCUGCUUUGUCCUAGAAGACUGUCCUUUGAUGCAAAACAUUCUUUUGUCUCUGAUGGGACAUCUGAUCAUGAUUUAAAGAAAAUAAACUUUCAUCAUACCUCCAGUGAAGAUGUGUUCACCAAGAAAGUAAGACCAACCCCUGUGAAUUAUAAAAAGCUAGCCCAGGAGUGUAACUCUCUGAGUGAUGUGCUGGACACAUUUUCAAAAGCACCUACAUUUCCUGGUAGUAACUAUUUCUUAGCAAUGUGGAUAAUUGCCAAAAGGAUAUCUGAAGACAAGAGGCGCUUUGAGAGACAGCUGAUGUUCAGUCACCCUGCCUUUAACCAGCUGUGUGAGCAGAUGAUGAGAGAAGCCAAGAUUAUGCACUAUGACCACCUCUUGUUCAGCCUUAAUGCUAUAGUGAAGCUGGGAAUCCCUCAGAACACUCUUAUGGUACAGACUUUGCUGAGGACGAUUCAGGAGCGCAUCAAUGAGUGUGAUGAGAGAUGUCUUUCAAUUUUGUCAACCGCUUUAGUGUCAAUGGAGCCAUGCAUGAAUGUGAAUGCGCUUCGAGCAGGGUUGCGAAUCCUAGUUGAUCAGCAAGUUUGGAACAUAAAACAUGUCUUCACCUUACAAACAGUGAUGAAAUGUAUUGGGAAAGACGCACCAUCUGCACUUAAGAAGAAAUUGGAGAUGAAAGCCUUGAAGGAGUUAGGCAGAUUUUCCAUCUUGAAUAGCCAGCACAUGUUUGAAGUCUUAGCAGCUAUGGAUCUCCGCUCUGUUGUCCUUCUGAAUGAAUGCAGUAAGGUUGUCAUAGAUAAUGUCCAUGGGUGUCCUUUUAAAGUAUUGAUCAGCAUACUGCAGUCCUGUAGAGACCUCCGAUACCAAAAUGAAGAUCUCUUCAAAAGCAUAGCAGAAUAUGUGGCUACAACCUUUGACAUCUGGAAGUUGAAACAAGUUAUCUUUUUCCUCUUAUUAUUUGAAACUCUUGGUUUUCGACCUCCUGGUUUGAUGGACAAGCUUAUGGAGAAAGUAGUACAGGAGCCUGGCUCUCUAAACGUGAAGAACAUCGUUUCUAUCCUGCAUGUGUAUUCUUCUCUCAAUCAUGUUCACAAAAUCCACAACAGAGAGUUCCUAGAAGCUCUGGCGAGUGCUCUGACUGGCUGUCUUCACCACAUUUCUUCUGAAAGCCUGUUGAAUGCUGUGCAUUCGUUUUGCAUGAUGAAUUAUUUCCCUCUGGCCCCUAUUAACCAGCUUAUCAAAGAGAAUAUCAUCAACGAACUGCUGACUUCGGGUGACACAGAGAAGAAUAUUCAUAAGCUUCAUGUUUUGAAUACUUGUCUGAAACUUGAUGAAAGUACUUACAAAUCUGUGCACAUACCGUUGCCACAGCUGCCACUGUCAGCAUCACAGCCAAACGAGAAGCUUGCAGAGGUCCUCAGCAGGCUUCUGGAAGGGGAAGGACGCUUCUCGAGAAAUGUGCCAUUGCCACAUAAUUAUCACAUUGAUUUUGAAAUCAGAAUGGAUACUAACAGGACCCAAGUAUUUUCAUUUUCUGAUGUAGAUGCAAGUUCUGCCACAAACAUGCAGAGAGUAGCAGUGCUGUGUGUUCCUAAGUCUGUUUACUGUUUAAAUUCAUGCCACCCCAGAGGAUUGAUGGCCAUGAAAAUCCGACAUUUGAAUGUAAUGGGCUUCCAUGUGAUCUUGAUCCAUAACUGGGAGCUGAAGAAACUAAAGAUGGAGGAUGCGGUCACAUUUGUGAGGAAGAAGAUCUAUUCAGAUGAAGUGCUUCCCACUGCUGACACAACCGUGUAAAGCUUGACUACAUCAGAACACACAGUUGUAAAAUGAUUUUAAUAAAGGCUGUGAUUCAGUUAUUCGUGGAUCAGCUGGCUGAUCACUGCAACAAUGGUAUUUUCAGGUUGGGUUAAAGAUGACUUUAAGAAUGGAAGAUGUGUUGUCAUUGGUAUUUUGGAACACACUGGAAACACUUCAGAAGAGCCAUUUUUCCAACAGCAUCUGCUCCUCUGACUGUGCAGAUGCUUAAUAUGUCCAAGAGCUGUCGCUGUACUUUUUCUCAUGGGCUUUGGUGUGUUAAAAGCUGCUUUCUUAGUUGUGUUAUGAUAGGUCACAUGUAAGUUUGUGUUGGGAGUUUGAAGUCUGAAUAUUUAUAUUUCUUCUGUCAGCUGUUGUGAGACUUAGGAUUUAUAUUUCAGAUCAUUCAAACAGUAGCUAGGCAGCAUUUCGACCAAGUUCUCAAGCCGUAGGUCAUGCAAGAGUUGGUGAGGUAGCAUGUGAAAUGUGAGUGCGGGGCCUGGGGAUGGUUCAGUGAUGAUGGUGUCUGGUGUGCAGAUAUUACCCAUGUUAAAGCCAGAUGUGGAUGGUUAUCCACCAAUAACCUUGGAAGAUGUGAAUGGUUAUCCACCAGUAUCCUUGGAAGAUAUGGAUGGUUAUCCACCAGUAAUCUUGGCAGACCCUAGGAGCCCACUGGCCAGAUAUAUUGGCCAAGACCUGCUGACCGUAACCUCUGGCUUCCACAUGCACACACCUCUCAUCCACACAUGCACACAGCAGAUGAGGAUGCCGUGCACAUAUGUAGCAAGCACUGCAAGUGGAGGUGUGUCCUGGGCUGCAACAGGAGGUAAAAGGAGAAGCGAAGUCAUCCGUGUUUGUUAAAAUGGAUAGGCUGUCCAUUGACAUAAGUUUUGCCAUUUUUGAGACUAAUUUCUUUGUCCUUGCCUCUCCCACCAUUGCAUGAGACUUCCAAAAUUUAAAUAUAUUGCCAAACUGUGAACU
Messenger RNA from Mus musculus (house mouse), 3205 nucleotides. RefSeq names its product FAST kinase domains 2 (gene Fastkd2). The transcript has 12 exons. Gene Ontology annotation, biological process: RNA processing; mitochondrial translation; regulation of mitochondrial mRNA stability. Gene Ontology annotation, cellular component: ribonucleoprotein granule; mitochondrion; mitochondrial matrix. The record is from RefSeq and is marked validated. The coding region runs from base 155 to 2224 and encodes 689 amino acids. Gene Ontology annotation, molecular function: rRNA binding. Lineage: Eukaryota; Metazoa; Chordata; Mammalia; Rodentia; Muridae.